AUGAAACUUUCUACACUCGCUUUAUCCUGUUUCUCGUUAUUCACAUGUAUCCAUGGAGAAACCUCAUCUCCUUCAUUCGUCGAAUACGGCGUCGAUGUGGUUGAGAGACAAUUGAGUAUCCCUUCGCUCGUCUCCAGUUUGCUCGAUGGAUUCGACGUGGCCGACAUCAUCUCGGAUGUCAACUUUGAGAAAAUCGCUGGAUGGGCUGAUGACUUGUUAAACGAAGGUGACAACAUUGAUAUCUUAGACAAAAUUUUCGUCAGCUUGAAGAACACCAAAAUUCUCCCCAAUGCCGGUGUGUACCUUGUCACACACAACCUGACGUUGCAGAUUCUUGAAGAUUCCCUUCCCACCAUAUUGCUGGUAACUGGAAACAUCAACACCACUGACUUCUGGGUGGCAUUGGAUAGAUCUGGGUUGGCGUACUCGGUGGUGGCUGGUGCUCUCGAAAGUGAUGAGUUCUUACCCUCAGUGUUGAGCAUCGCCAAAAAGUUGAUCAAGUCAGGAGGUAUCAACUUGGAAAGUCUCUUGGAACAGGCAGAGAAGUUGAUUGAAAGAGAUACCAUAUACGCCGAGUUCGAGCUGGAGGUUGAGCCCCCCAUGACAUUUGCUACCCUCUACAGAAGAGAUAACAUCGAGGAUUUGUUGGAAACGGUGAUGGAGUCGAUUGAACGAUCCGGCUUACUCAACGAUACUAUCAUGACAUUGCUCACCGAUGAAGAAUUCCAAGAUGCCACAGUGGUGCUCAUCCAAGGAGCUUUGCAGAACAUCGGCUCGCUUAUUCAAGGAUCCGACUUUUCUGCCUUGCUGCCCAUUCUUCAGUCUUUGUGGGAUUCCAACAUGUUGCAAGAUAUCUUGGAGGAAGCCUUACAAGACAAGGGUUUGAGAACGGCAUUGACCACCGAUUUGGCGUCGAUGUUGAAACAAGGAAGUAUCAAGGAAACUGACUUGGUGUCGAAGAGCGAUAAGGCGGCUAUUUUGGCCAAAGAUGAAGCCAUGUCAGCCAGUGAGGUUGAAUCUCUGGUGGCUGCUGCUUCUGCCACAGAAGCAUCUUCUUCGUCAAAAGCAUCGUCUUCAUCCACAGAAACCAGUGACUCCGAAGAUGGAGCUUCCUUGUUCCGUAGUAGCCCUGCGGCCGUGGCUCUCGGGGUGUUGGUUCCUGUGGGGAUGUUUUUAAUCUAG
Yamadazyma tenuis ATCC 10573 is the source of this 1182-nucleotide messenger RNA. It is a transcript of the gene PGA17, whose product is annotated as Pga17p. The record is from RefSeq and is a predicted model, not a curated record. NCBI's taxonomy places the organism in Eukaryota, Fungi, Ascomycota, Pichiomycetes, Serinales, Debaryomycetaceae.